UCAAACUUUUUUUGAAACAUUGGGUAUCGAAAAUCCAGCACAUCGCUACCAAACUUUAAGAACUUAUCGGCGGUUUCGGCUUAAUGGCAAAUUUUAAUAGAAUGAGAAGUAAUAUAACUUUUGAUUAGUUGCAGCUCUAUGAAUACAUAAUGUGUGGGAGAACUUGCCUUACAUUGGAGCCUCAAGAGGUUCUUUGUGCCUGCAGAUAUUCGUCAGAAAAUUUAAAGUCUGAAGACUCAACAUGCCAUUCUUCUAAAAAUGGAGGCCAAAAAGAAACCACCUCGACUCGGGAUAGUACCUUUGUAACACCUGAGUGGCGUCCAGAGUUUAACUGCGGCCGUAAAUACCAGCCGUCGUAUAAUAUAACUCCCACUGAUAUUACACCUGUGAUUAUAUCAACUGAUCAUUUCUGUGACAAUGGUGAUAGCGAGGGAUGUAACCCGCAAUCGAGGGUGGUUGUACCUAUGAUGUGGGGAAUGAUUCCAUUUUGGCACAAAGGCGACUAUCGUCGUCAUGGACUCUCUACUAACAACUGCCGGUUAGAGCAUAUGCUGGAGUCAAAGUUAUAUCGAGGUCCAUUUCGAAGAGGUCAGCGAUGCGUAGUGCUGUGUGAAGGUUUUUAUGAGUGGCAGACAACAAAAUCAGCUAAACCUUCAGAACGUGCCGCGCAUCUUUUGUAUAUGCCCCAAUCAGAUGGCGUAAAGAUGUAUGAUAAAACUACAUGGACUCCUGCAAACAUUCAACUUCUGAAAAUGGCAGGACUUUUUGACAUGUGGGAUGAUGAGAAUGGAGACAAAAUGUUUAGUUACAGUAUCAUAACGUUUGAGUCUUCGGCUAUAAUGUCAUGGCUACAUCAUCGGAUGCCUGCAAUACUAGAAACAGAGCAGCAAGUGAAUGACUGGCUUGACUUUAAGCGCGUCUCCGACGAUGAAGCCUUAGCGACGCUACGUCCCGUCAGUAAAUUGCAAUGGUAUCGUGUUUCAAAUCUCGUUAACAAUUCACGUAACAAAUCUGAACAGUGUAAUCAGCCUAUAGAUUUGCAGCAAAAAUCGACAGCGUCGAAAGAAAAAAAUAUUAAAAAUAAAACAUUAAUGACUUGGUUGAAUGUACGAAAGCGUCGCGAAGAGCAAGCAAAACAAUUAAGUGAUGAUGACGAGAGUACAACCGGGUUUGGGGGUGGGAGCGGAGGAGGAAGUACGGCAAGUGAAAGUGAGGUUGAAAAUCUUCCAAAACGACCCCGUUUUCGCGAUUACAAAAGAGCUGUAAGAGAGGCGGCUUUACUACAUGGUGCCGCAUCGACAGAUAGUGCAAGCGAAAAGCCGCAAACUUGUGAUGAAAGCUAAUUUCCUGAAUGUAAAUUCACGCCUCAGUCAAGUUUUUCAUUAUCAUAUUUCAUUGUAACUAAAUAUAAGUUUCCUGGAUUAAAAAAAAAAACAUAUUA
Messenger RNA from Anastrepha obliqua, 1441 nucleotides. RefSeq names its product abasic site processing protein HMCES. The record is from RefSeq and is a predicted model, not a curated record. Gene Ontology annotation, molecular function: single-stranded DNA binding. Gene Ontology annotation, biological process: DNA damage response. The transcript is spliced from 3 exons. Lineage: Eukaryota; Metazoa; Arthropoda; Insecta; Diptera; Tephritidae. The coding region runs from base 150 to 1343 and encodes 397 amino acids.